Messenger RNA from Xenopus laevis (African clawed frog), 2819 nucleotides. It is a transcript of the gene lrrn1l.L, whose product is annotated as leucine rich repeat neuronal 1-like L homeolog. Lineage: Eukaryota; Metazoa; Chordata; Amphibia; Anura; Pipidae. The record is from RefSeq and is marked provisional. Gene Ontology annotation, cellular component: plasma membrane.
AAGGAUUGUGGGAGAAUCCAUUCUGCACGAUCUGCCCCCUGUCUUGCCCCACCAUGCUCCACACAAAGCAGACUGGGAGUUGGAGGAUAAAGCAGCACCCUCUUUGGAUGGAGACUUAUCUUUUUCUGAUUGUCCUUUAUUCCGUCUUCUUCUGCUCGUUGGGAGGAUGUCCCCCCCAGUGUGUCUGUGAGACCCGACCUUGGUUCACUCCACAGUCUGUGUAUCACGAAGCCAAGACAGUUGACUGCAAUGACCUCCUGCUUACUCACAUCCCUGAGAACCUGUCCAGCGACAUCCAGGUCCUACUUCUCCAGAGCAACAAGAUCUCACACUUAGCUUGGGAACUCCAAGAACUGAGCAACCUCACUGAGUUGGACCUCUCCCAGAAUCACUUUCAAAGCAUUGACGACUUGGGUGUGUCCAACCUCUCCCAGCUCAUCACCCUCUAUCUGGAAGAGAAUCAGCUCCGAGAGUUGCCAGACUACUCCUUGAAGGACCUUGGAAGCCUUGAGGAACUUUACAUAAACCACAACCAGAUCAGCUACAUCGGCCCGAGGGCUUUCUCAGGUUUGGGAAGGCUCUUAAGACUACAUCUAAAUGCCAAUCGCUUACAGAUUAUUGCCAGAUGGUUUUGAGACCUCCCCAAUCUACACCCGUUAACAGAGACCGUGCCCAAGGAAGCACUUCAGAACUUCGACGUAGAUCUGCUACAAUUCCUGGUCGCUAACCUGCCUGGCACACAGAAUCCAAUCAGUGCAAUGGGGCCACAGACAGGUGACCGACCUCUCUAUACCGGCAUAGAGCACUUUGAGGAGCUGAGCCUGAAUUCCAUGGAGGAACUGGAACGGGUAGAGGCUGGGGCCUUCCAGGACCUCCCAGAGCUGAUUAAGCUGGAAAUGUGCAAUAACCCAAGGUUAUCGUACCUAGACCCUGAAGCCUUUUCCAGUAACUUAGGUGCCCUAAAGACAUUGCUGCUCAAUAAUAACCGAUUAGCAAUGGUACCACUGAAAAUAUUCCAGACCCUACCAGGACUACUUGAGAUCAGCUUGUACAGCAACCCCCUUCGCUGUGACUGCCAAAACUGCUGGAAAGGCCUGUCCAAGCUCAGACUUAUUGAGGCCCAGGCGACAUUAUGCGUUAACCCACCUUUGGUCAGUGGACACCUUUUUCAGGAAAUUCAGGGUCAGGCAUGGCUGAACAGAUGCCCGCCAUUGAUCGAUACCCACCUGAUCCCAUCCCAGUUACAAAUUGCCAGGCACCAACCAGUAAAACUCAGCUGCCAGGCUAGUGGCCACCCAAAGCCCGAGAUCUACUGGAUAACGCCGCAUGGGGAACGGGUAAUAGGGACAAAUGGGAGAGUAAGAAUCAAUGCUGGAGGAUCGCUAGAAAUCAUGGACGCUGUGGAGGAAGAUUCGGGAUCAUACACGUGCCAGAUGUGGAACUCUGACGGGACCGACAGCAAAAGUGUGUUUGUCUCCAUCAACAGAACUCAAGAACCAGAGGCAAUGAGUCUACUGAUGGUCACCAAGAUGGUCCAUUCAAACUUUGCAGUGGUGGAAUGGAAAAUGCUGAGUCGGUCAGGAGUUUCCCCAAAUGUUCUGGUCCCUUUCCAGUGGUCUUCAGCUACAAUGAGGAUCCACAACCCUUACAUAAGUUACACUGCCAAGGUCCCCCUGGAAAUACAAGAGUACAACCUCACCCACCUUCAGCCAUCCACCAAAUACGAGAUCUGCCUCACUGUCUCCUCAGUGUCCCAACCAAGUCAACAGUCUUGUCUCAACAUAACCACUAGAGAUGCUUCUUUCUCUAUGUCAGUGGUAGGUCGACCAUUCAGCAUUGCCCUCUCAGCUGCCUUGGGUUCCCUAGUAGCUGCCAUAUGCAUGGCAGCAGUUAUUAUAUACGCAGGGUGUUACUGCAGACACAACAGUUGCGGACACUCCUUGAAAAAAUACAUGCAGAAUGCCCCCUUCAUACCCCUGAAUGAGUUCUACCCACCCCUGAUUAGUCUUUGGGAAGGGGAUCUAGACAAGGAGAAGGAGAGCACUCUAGAGCAACCCGUUCUCGCCCCACCCCAGGAAGACAAGACCUUCCCAUCAGUGGCUCAAAUUGACACUUCAAAGACGUUUAUUUGGCAGCCUUAACAAUAAAAGGGGCAGAAUUGUGUGGGGCAAAUAUGAGUUGUCAAUGUGUAGACACAAAGUGGCAGUGCUAGAAUCCUUUGUCGCUACAAUGUUAAAGUGGAGAUCUUAGAGCAACCUUCACCCAAGCAAAUGUGAGCAAGGUGUCCACGUACCCACCUUCAGUAUUUUGUGGGCAGGUUUUAAGAGACUUGCACUCUGCCAGUCGAGUCCUGGGUCUCCUCGUUACAGAUGACAGGAUCCAGAAUAUAAUGGGGGGCUUAGAGAGCCUUUAUACAGUUGGAAUUAAAUGUGGUGUCCAUAAUAUGACGAGUUUGGCCACCAUCAGGGAACUACUUGGCCCAAUGGGGCCCAGGUAAUGAGGACAUUUGGAGACCCCAGACAUAAACAACAAGACUUUUUUUGGAGGUUUCAAAACUAUGUUCCAAUACUGUUGUCCCCUCUGCACCCCCGAAAUACACAGAGGGGUAUGUAAGAGGCAACCAAUGCUACAGACAUUAUCAGAACUCCAUGUUUGGGCCAAUGGGGAGAGGGACAGCUCUGGCUACCAAAAGGGGGACAUGAGAACUUAUUAGUCUGUGGCGAGUGCGUGCCAAUGAGUAUAAUGGGGUGUCUUUGUGCCGUUGUACAUCUUUUCUGAGUAUCGUUCGGUACUUUUUUAAGAUACAAUAGUGAGAAUGA